Messenger RNA from Eupeodes corollae, 1077 nucleotides. It is a transcript of the gene Ntf-2, whose product is annotated as probable nuclear transport factor 2. The record is from RefSeq and is a predicted model, not a curated record. The transcript is spliced from 4 exons. Gene Ontology annotation, cellular component: nuclear pore central transport channel. Bases 244 to 636 code for a protein of 130 amino acids. Lineage: Eukaryota; Metazoa; Arthropoda; Insecta; Diptera; Syrphidae. Gene Ontology annotation, biological process: protein import into nucleus.
AGCGAAAGAAAUGUGAUUCAGCAUCGGAAAUUCGGAAACUGUCGUCUGUUCUAAGUUCUUGUUCAAAAGAAAAUCGCGACUUUUUUUGUACAUUUUUUUUCCAACAUCGACAAGAAGAAUCUUUUUGCAGAACAGUUUCACAUUCAAAUCAACGCAACAUUUCAUUGUUCUCAAUUAUAAUUUUGAUAUUUUAAUUUUACCAUAUUUUGUUAAAGUAUAAAUUUAUAAGAAAAAAAAACAGCAAUGGCCCUGAAUCCACAAUACGAGGACAUUGGAAAAGGAUUUGUUCAGCAAUACUACGCACUGUUCGAUGAUCCAUUGCAAAGGGCAAAUGUUGUCAACUUUUACAGUGCUACAGACUCAUUCAUGACCUUUGAAGGCCUUCAAAUUCAAGGAGCACCCAAAAUUAUGGAAAAAUUAUCUAGUUUAACAUUUCAAAAGAUAAAAAGAGUGAUAACCGCAGUAGAUUCACAGCCCAUGUUCGAUGGUGGUGUUCUAAUUAACGUUCUAGGACGAUUGCAAUGUGAUGACGAUCCACCACAUGCGUUUUCACAAGUGUUUGUCCUUAAACCACUCGCUGGAACAUUUUUCUGUGCGCACGAUAUCUUCCGUUUGAAUAUUCAUGACUCGGCUUAAAUUUUAAAUUAGAGCUUAUGUGGCCCCCAAAAUGAACCGAACUACACUAACAACCAACUACACAACAACAUUAUAAAGAAAACACUCACACAUAAUACACAACUCAUAACGUGUUCUCAAAACUUUAUAUAUGUAAACAAAAACAACUCACUUUUGCCUUUUAUUUCUCAACUUAAGUGUUAAAUGACAAGAAUUUAUUAAUUAAUAAACAAUAAAAAUAAAUAAAGAAAACAAAAAACAAGCAGCUUCUUUAUUUAAAUUUCUUAAAUCAAAUCAUGCAAAAAUAAAACACAACACUUUUUCUAUCAUUUUUUUUGUCAAGUCCUUUAUAAUUAUUAUAAGCUCGCCAAGCGCUAAGCUAAGUUUCCAUUGAAUAAAAUAAAAUGUUACUAUUUUAUAAGAAAAAUAUUAAUAAAUAAUAAAUACGAUUUUCGGAGAUAA